AUGUAUCGCGUCGAUACUCUAUCAAGAGCCUAUCAAAGUCUAAGUCCUACUGACACACAGAGAUCAGAGACUGAGAGAGACGUAGAAAGUAUUCAUGCCGUAGAAGACAAUCUAGCUAUCUCCGAGCAGCAGCUGAGUGAAAUCAACCAAGAAACGGCUAAAGAUCCAACUCUUCAGACCCUCAAAAAAGUGAUCCUACGGGAUGGCCUAAAAACAGCAGUUCAGUACCAAAGGAAGUCUCCAAAUACUUCACUCUGAAGAGAUGAGCUUGCAUACAAGAUGGAAUCAUCCUUAAAGGCCAACAAUGUGUUAUCCCCCAGACCCUGAGACAGGAUGUUAAAGAGAAGAUCCACCGUGCUCACAUUGGAAUACAUGGAUGCCUGAGAAGAGCACCUGAGGUCGUUUUCUUGCCUUCUAUGAAUCAAGAAAUAGCGAUUACAUUGAACACUGUGAUUCAUGUAACAUUUCAAAAAAAUAUAUCAUCAAGUGUCGUAAAUUGAUGCCCUGGAACGCGAUAGAAAGGUGUUUGCUUGGAGUCAUAAUUUUAAUUAAGACUGGAACAUAAGUAAAGCAGACGCCAAGUAUCUGCCAGAGAUGCGUCAUUUAAGCACAAGGCAAUGUGAGAAGCCAAAGUCCCAUGCAACCAUUUUUUUGUGACGUGACCUUUCCGGUUAAAAUGAAAAAGAUUUUGAUCUUUCAAAAUGUCUUAAAAAUAACAGCUCGCGUUAUCUACCCGUAGAAAGUAAUUUACAUGAACUUAGACUUACUGUUGGUCUUUAACACAUAAACAAAUCCAGAUCGGACUGCCCAUGAUUUGGAUGGGGCACGCCAGGCUUAAAAGACAUUACGUUAAAUCAUUUUAUAUUUCCUUUGUCACUGAUAAAAUUUUUGAAGGAGCGACCCAUAUGUCAUGUGGAAAUAUUAAAUACACGAGUGCCAGAGUCAGAAAAUCCUUUGUGUGAUACGACAUGAUGUGUAUGACAAGGCACCGCAAAACUUGUUUCCAGUGUCGCUCAAAUGAAUGGACGGCAGAGACCAUGCACGCGUUUUGUUUUGUUUUAGAGCGUCAGGCAGUAAUCGUGCGAUGUAACCAAGUUAAAUUCUUACUAAUUAACCCAUUCGCCCCUAAACUGCCUGUAACCGCCCGUGUACAACAACCCCCGAAUUCCCUGAACCGCCUGUAAAAAUGGCCACUGGUCUUGACCCUCUCCCCACUCCUACUGAGUGUCAUUUGCUCUUUCGUCAUCAUAAAGAUUUUGACAGGUAAUAAACCAAUCACUUGCCGUCUUUUAUGCAGAUUUUGUCAGCUGAUGAGAAUAACACAAGGUCGGGAUUUUCCAAUGAGCAAAAGCCAACACGUUUUGCGAAAACAAAGGCGGCUUCUUUUGCAAUUGACCCUGAGGUCGCAUCAUUUUUUGGGGACUCGAACUUUAAUGGGUUUGGAGAAUUAAGGAGGGAUAGGGGGAUAUUUCUGAUACAGAUUUAG
Molecule: messenger RNA, 1486 nt
Organism: Porites lobata
Lineage: Eukaryota; Metazoa; Cnidaria; Anthozoa; Scleractinia; Poritidae
Source: the annotation of a GenBank genome assembly